Molecule: messenger RNA, 2119 nt
Organism: Spodoptera exigua (beet armyworm)
Lineage: Eukaryota; Metazoa; Arthropoda; Insecta; Lepidoptera; Noctuidae
Source: the annotation of a GenBank genome assembly
AAAGCAAAGAGAAUUUAAGCACUACUAGUAAAGUGGAUUUCUGUGCUAAAUCGAUAUAUUUAUUACAUUGCAAUUAAUACGAAGAAUACGAAGCUUUAUUUGAAUCAGUUGAGUGCUUACAUAGUAAAUGCAGUGGGACCAGUGGUAGCGAUGGAAGAAGUAGAUUCUAUUAUAUUGCAUUUUCUUCGUUCAUUAAAUAUCAACAUUAACGAUGAAAUCAAAAAUAUUAACGAACUGCCUGUUCAUAUCAUCAUUGAGUCUGCAUCAACAUGUUUAAGUGCAAUAAAUCCAUCUAUAAAAGUAACCAGGAACUUGCCAACAGGCAUAUCUCAUAGAAUAGAAGUUGCUUCUCAAAUUGCAUCUGUUUGCAAGGAUUUAGGCUAUAAGAAUGAUGUAGGUUAUCAAACAUUUCUGUACCACAAUGAAUGUGAGCUAAGACAAGUGUUUAUGUUUUUAAUUGAAAGGCUACCAAAUGAAGGUAAACAGGUAUCUGUCACCCUGCCUUCUGCAAACAAGAAAUCAUUGCUCAAACAAGACAUCAGCAACAAAAUUGGUGAAGAAUUAAAAUCUAUUUGGAUCCCACCCUGUUGUAAACCUAAUUCUAAUAGGAUUGGGGACUUUAGUACCAUAGGUGUGAAUACCUCACAUAGUCAAAUAAGCUUGAGUGAUGAACAGGUAAUAGAAAAGUUGCUAAAAAUAAAAGAGCUAAGCAAAACAAGUGUUUCUAAGUCCAGUGAAUCAGUCAAGCAACCAAGUAAUGAUCAGGAGACUGCUAUUGAAAAGGCUGAAGUAAAACAAGAUCCAAACAAGACUCUUAAAGAGUUGAAGGAAAUGGCCAUUGUACUGAGACAGAAAUUGGACACACUAGAGAGUGAAAAAAAUGUUAUGGAAGUUGAAUACUCCCAGGUACAAAAAGCAUAUGAAAGGGCUGAAGCAGAUCUGAAAAAUGUCCAGAAUAUUCUGACAAGUAUUGGGGUCACUGAUGUUGAUGCUGAUGGUGUGACAGAUGGUUUGAUAGAAAAAGUACAAAAGAACAUUAAUAGCCUUCACAGGCAGAGUGAGGAAUUAACUUCAAGAAACCUUUCUCUAAUGGUUGAAAUUGACAAAAUUGCCAGCAGUAUGGAUAUGAUGGAGUCUGAAAGAAGCAGAUGCAAAAAGAUUUUAACCACUUUGAAAGAAACAGCAAAGGCGCUGAAAGAUGAAUGUGAAAAGAAAGAAGUCUUGGGUAGUCAACUAAAGGAAAGUUAUGGAAAGCUGAGAGGUGGCAACAAAAGAUCAAUUUAUACAAAACGUAUUAUGGAAAUUAUAAGCAAUGUUGAUAAACAAAACAUGGAAAUAAAGAAGAUAUUAGAUGAUACAAGGCAAUUACAAAAAGAAAUAAAUACUUUGGAAGGACAAUUGGACAGAUGCUUUUCUAUAGCAGAUGAAACUCUUUUUCGGGAUGCUAAAAAGGAUGACCAAGCAAAAAAGGCAUAUAAACUUUUAGCUCUUUUACAUUCUGAGUGCAAUACUAUUGUUUCCCUUGUAAAUGACACUGGAACUUUGGCCAGGGAUAUAGUUGAUUUAGAAGAAAAUAUUAAGACUGAGACUGCAAAGAGAACUGAAGAUACUCUGAGGAAAAUACAGCUUGAUCUUACAAGAAUCCAGGAAGAAGCUUAAGCAUUUAUUUAUGUACAUUUGGCCAUCAUUUAAAAGUAGCAUUCCAUAUUAAAUGUAUUGUAUCAAAUAAUAUAGUAAUUAAUAUAUCUUGCGUAAAUUAUGUUAAAAUUUUAAUAUAUUGUAAAAAUGCUCAAUAAAAUAAACAACUAUGUAAUCUAACAUUUUAUUCUAGCAUCUUAUAUUUCUACUUCCUUUUUGGUAGAAUCUCAGGUGGUAUAUAAUCUUCAUCUGUUGUUUUGCUUACUGCUUUCUUUGUCACAGUGUUGUCAACAAGUUUUUCUUUUUCUUCUAUUUCAAGAUCAAUUUUGUCCUCAUUCUCAAAGAACCAUAAUUUCUGCUCUUGUUGUUGCAUUUCACUUUGCUUUUGUUGAAUAAGUUGAAUCCUGCGUGCCCGAUCCAGCCUUUGAGCUUGUUCUUGAAGCUUUUGUUCUCUUAUUUCAGCCCAAGAUUCAAAUAGCUA